Messenger RNA from Haliotis rufescens (red abalone), 2466 nucleotides. Its product is annotated as asparagine--tRNA ligase, cytoplasmic-like. Gene Ontology annotation, molecular function: nucleic acid binding; ATP binding; asparagine-tRNA ligase activity. Gene Ontology annotation, biological process: asparaginyl-tRNA aminoacylation. The transcript has 18 exons. The record is from RefSeq and is a predicted model, not a curated record. Gene Ontology annotation, cellular component: cytoplasm. NCBI's taxonomy places the organism in Eukaryota, Metazoa, Mollusca, Gastropoda, Lepetellida, Haliotidae. Bases 166 to 1821 code for a protein of 551 amino acids.
UCAGGUUCCUGAAUAACACAGUGUCGCUCUCAACUAAGAGAAACUGCCUUUCCCGUGAACUGUUAACUGCACAGGCUUGUCUGAUGCAAUCGGUAAUAUUAAAACUAGACGACGUGUGAGUGGGACGGCUGUUUUGCAGUCAACUUCAGGCGAGUCGACACGACCAUGAGCACCGGAGACAUCUACACGUCAGAGAAGAGGGGGGACGACAAAGGAGGGGAUGGUACAAAGGAGACGCCCUUCAAGACAGUUCUCCAGGCUAUGCGCCAUGUCGGAGGAGAGCCGUUCCCCACGAUACACGUGGACGCGCGAGACGAGACGAGAUCGACUGAGGCUUAUGACGUCAUUUCCAAGUCUCAGUACAAAAAGUGUUUGAAACUUUGGCAGAAGGAGCAAAGCAGCGCAGAAAGGAGAUCGACCAAAGAGGCGGAGGACGCAUUGCGGACGGAGAGGAACCUGGCAGAAGCCAGAAAGGUGACAAUAAAAUUGGAUGCCAGUCUUCCAAAGCCGAAACAAAUACGGAUAAGGGAGGCUACUCAAAACCGCAAUAAAAGGGUCAAGGUUCAAGGAUGGGUACAUCGCUUGAGAAGGCAAGGAAAGAACUUGAUGUUUGUGGUGUUGCGGGAUGGAAGUGGGUUCUUGCAGUGCGUGCUACAUGACGUACAGUGUCAGACCUACGAGGCAUUGACUUUGGCGACAGAGGCUACCGUUGCUGUGUACGGCGUCAUCAAAGAGUUGCCACCUGGAAAGACUGCACCUGACAGCCAUGAACUGGAUGCAGACUAUUGGGAGCUGAUUGGAACAUCCCCGGCAGGGGGCGCUGACAACCUACUGAAUGAGGAGGCCCACGUGGACGUACAGCUGGACAACAGGCAUAUGAUGCUGAGGGGGGAAAACACGUCUCGGGUGAUGAAGAUGCGCUCUAUCAUCAUGCAGUGUUUCAGGGACCACUACCAAGAUCGGGGCUACUUUGAGGUGACUCCCCCGACCCUGGUACAGACGCAGGUGGAAGGAGGGUCGACGCUUUUCAAGAUCCCCUACUUCGGGGAGGAGGCUUACCUGACCCAGAGUUCCCAGUUAUACCUGGAGACAUGUCUGCCAUCUCUCGGGGACGUCUUCUGUAUCGCCCAGUCCUACAGGGCAGAGAACUCCAAGACAAGACGCCACCUAGCGGAAUACACACACAUAGAGGGUGAAUGUUCCUUUAUCGACUUCGAUGGCUUGCUUGACCGACUGGAAGACUUGGUGUGCGAUGUCGUGGACAGAGUGAUGAAGGGCCCUCACGGUCAGAUUGUAUACGAACUGAACCCAGACUUCAAGCCGCCAAAGAAGCCAUUCCGGAGAAUGCAGUACACUGAGGCUCUGACGUACCUCAAGGAACACGACACCAAGAAGGAAGACGGCAGCUUCUAUGAGUUCGGAGAUGAUAUCCCAGAAGCACCCGAGAGGAAGAUGACUGACCAGAUUAACGAGCCCAUCUUCCUGUGUCGCUUCCCAGCUGAGAUAAAAUCCUUCUACAUGCUGCGAAGCCAGGGCGACCACAGACUCACAGACUCGGUUGACCUCCUGAUGCCCAAUGUAGGGGAGAUAAUCGGUGGGUCCAUGAGGAUAUCCGGUCAGGAUGAGCUGGAGGCUGGGUUCAAGAGAGAGGGCAUUGACGUCACGCCCUACUACUGGUACAUUGACCAGAGGAAAUACGGAACCUGUCCCCAUGGGGGUUACGGUCUGGGUCUGGAGAGAUUCCUGUGUUGGCUGCUGAACAGAUAUCACAUCCGGGAAGUCUGUCUGUAUCCCAGAUUUGUCGGCAGGUGCAGACCUUGAGCGAAGUGACAUUGGAGCACAGAUAUAUGCAGGACACGUUUCACAGCAUUCUGUUUGUUUGUUGCAAGUUUGUGUCAUUCUGGUAAUCAGUACACUGUUUGUAAUUUUUAACAGCUUCCUUGAUGUUUACAUUGGGAAAAUACCCCCCAUUAUAUUCUUAUACAUCUCAGACUAUUGGUUACCGCUCGCAUUGUCACGGUAACCUACUCGGCAAGGCGUCAAUGAUUUAUUAGUAUUUCAUUUCAUUAAGGUUUUGGUUUUUCCAUUGUUAAAUCUUAAUCACUUUGAUUAAAAAGGGGGUUAUAAAAUAUCGGCCUAAUUUCAUAAUUUUAUUUUCUGUUCAGUCAAGUCUUCCGAAGUAUCUCAAUGAAUGCACAUCAAAUAUUUAAUCCUUUUAUAUACUUUAACUUUGAUAUGUGGUUUUAAACAUGAUAGAAUAUGAAACAGAUAAAUUUCUUAUCAACAGAUACUUCCUUAAUAUACAUAUAUUGCAAUAACAAUUAAACAAUGCUUUGAUUGUGUGUCAGAAUCUGUUUAAACACUGUGGUGUUAAAUUAUCUCCAGGCGCUCUCAAUACAACUGUUGCCUACAUAAUGUAUUGUGACCCUAUUAAAUAAACAAUAAACAUGUUUAUAUCACAAUCAA